Messenger RNA from Phycomyces blakesleeanus NRRL 1555(-), 852 nucleotides. RefSeq lists its product as hypothetical. Gene Ontology annotation, molecular function: RNA binding; zinc ion binding. The record is from RefSeq and is a predicted model, not a curated record. Gene Ontology annotation, cellular component: precatalytic spliceosome; nucleus. Lineage: Eukaryota; Fungi; Mucoromycota; Mucoromycetes; Mucorales; Phycomycetaceae. The transcript is spliced from 5 exons. Gene Ontology annotation, biological process: mRNA splicing, via spliceosome. Bases 1 to 852 code for a protein of 283 amino acids.
AUGAUUUAUGUGACUGGCAAUCUUUUGAGUUCGAUUCCAAUUAUUGAUUUGUCUUCAGAAUUGACAUCUUUUAUUAAUAUAUUCUGUGUCAGGGCUGAUUACUGGGUAUCUCAACAGCGCCAUUGGUGCAAGUACUGCAAAAAGUUUAUUGCCAACAACAAGCCUUCGAUUCAAAUCCACGAAACAGGUCUUGCGCAUAAGAACCAAGUUGAGAAUUUUCUUCGCGAUGUUUAUAAGCGUGGAAAGGAAGAGAAGAAACAAAGUGAGAGUGUCCGUAGAGAAUUACAGCGCAUUGAAAAGGCAGCUCUAUUAUCAUAUAAUGGAAAAGAUACAGGAAAUGUUCCCUUACAGGCUUCACCAGCACCAGCCGUACGUAGUGGAAUAGAAGCUUACGGUAUUGGUGAGUAUGGCUCUGGAUUAUAUGGUUCGGAUGCCUUUGCUCGUUCAGAGGGGAAAAUGCCUGUACCAGAGCACCCGAAUGUGGAUAAAGAGCCUGUGGAUGAAGUAGUUUUACAGGGACGUGAAGAGUGGGCAGUCCGUAGUGCAAUUGCAUUGGCAGGAGAGUGGGAAACAGUCGUCCCUAAGCCUACGUCUGCUCCGCAAAAUACUUCUGAAACAUCUGCGUCGGCAUUAAAGAAGGAAGAUCCUACUCGGCCAGAAGAGGAAGAGGAAGAAGAUGAAGAAGACUUGAGAAACUUCAAAAUCAAGGAAAAAGAAUAUCCUGUCACUAUCACUAGUCUCGAUGAAACCGUUGAAGUAGAAGAGAUGGUUUUCAAGAAACGCAAAAAUACGGCUAGUACUGUCAAGAAAAGAAAUAUUCGUAGAAAGACUGACACACAAGAUUAUGAUUAG